Triticum aestivum (bread wheat) is the source of this 1708-nucleotide messenger RNA. RefSeq names its product protein NRT1/ PTR FAMILY 5.10-like. NCBI's taxonomy places the organism in Eukaryota, Viridiplantae, Streptophyta, Magnoliopsida, Poales, Poaceae. The transcript has a single exon. Gene Ontology annotation, molecular function: transmembrane transporter activity. The coding region runs from base 356 to 1624 and encodes 422 amino acids. The record is from RefSeq and is a predicted model, not a curated record. Gene Ontology annotation, biological process: transmembrane transport. Gene Ontology annotation, cellular component: membrane.
UACUUAGUUCCCCCUAGCCAUCCAACUAAACAUUAGAUCUUAGUUUCACAAUACUCACACUAUUGAUAACCCUUAUAAGAUCCAUAUUUUUAGAUAAUAUUAAUUCCAUGCUCUAUUAGUAUAACUUGAAUUAUUAUUUCUCAAAAGUUCAUGAUUAGACAUUUGCUCCAAAAUGUGUGGCAAUGUUAAAAAAAUUUAAAGCAGGUGUACCAUAAUUAAUAUAGUUUCAAAUUAUUAAUGCUAGAUUUUAGUAUAUUGUUGAUGACACGUGCAUUACACAUUAAGGGUUGCCACGUACAUUAAUUGCACAAACACUCACAAGUCAAAACUACUCCUAUAUGUGCAGGGUUACGGCAUGAUCACUCUAGCAUCCACGCUCCUUGCUCAGCAACCGUCACUAACCCUGGACAAUGACUCCUCUUCGCAUCCUUUGUCGUUGCAAGUGGCCUUCUUCUACGCCUCCCUCUAUCUCAUCGCCUUCGCACAGGGUGCUGACAAGCCUUGUGGCCUUUCCUUUACCGCCGAUCAAUUUGACCCUGACCACCCUAGCGAAUGCGCAGCCCGCAGCUCCUUUUUCAAUUGGUGGCACUUUUCCAUAGCCGUUGGUAUAGGUAUCGCCGUUAAUGUCGUAAGCUAUAUCCAAGAGAAUUUUGGUUGGGGAAUUGGUUUUGGCAUGCUAUGCACCGUAAUGAUUUGCGCCUUCGUCGUGUUCCUCCUUGGCAUUCCUACCUACCGCCUCCACAUGUCCAUCACUGGCUGCGGUAGCCCCUUUGCCCGUCUCGGCCGUAGUUUCAUUACUCUUGCCAAGAACUCAAGCUUCUUCUUCCGCACUAAAAGACACCAAAAUGAAGAUGAAGAUGUCACAAGCAACUUGGAGGAGGCACGUGGCAUGCUAAGGCUAUUGCCAAUCUGGGUUGCAUGCCUAGCAUUUGGCGUGGUGUUCGCGCAAAUAACUACACUCUUUAACAAGCAGGGCUGUACCCUUGAUCGUCGUAUCUUUGGCGGCCUAGAGGUACCAUCAGCCACGUUGCAAACGUUCUGGCCAGCAGCCGUCCUAUUGUUCGUGCCUCUCUACGACCGUGUUCUAGUGCCGGCAUUGCGUUGCGUGACAGGCAUCCCAUCAGGACUGACGCUGCUGCAGCGAAUAGGCACGGGCAUGGCUGUGUCGCUAGCCGCCAUGUGUGUGGCGGCGUUGGUGGAGGCUCGGAGGCUAGAGAUGGCGCGGCAACACGAACUGGUUGACGAUGGUGGUGCGACAGUGCCGAUGAGCUGGGCAUGGCUAGUGCCACAGUACAUGAUGGUCGGGGUGGCGGAUGUGUUCGUGAUAGUUGGGAUGCAGGAGUUCUUCUAUGACCAGAUGCCUAAAGAGCUUCGUAGCCUUGGGAUAGCGCUCUACUGCAGUGUGAUUGGCGUUGGCGGCUUCAUAAGUGGCGCUCUCAUUUCACUCAUUGACCGCAUCACCCGUAGCGAUGGCGGCGACAGCUGGUUUUCUGAUAAUCUCAAUCGCGCCCACCUCGACUACUUCUACUGGGUGCUCGCCGGCCUCAGCGCCACCGAGCUUGUGCUCUACAUCUAUUUCGCUAGAUCCUACGUCUACAAGGACAAAAGAGACCGUGCAGAGUGACAACCUAGAAUUAGCAGUGGUUGUAUUUAUGCAUCGAUCGAUGUAGUGGAUGAUCAGCAAACAUAUUUUUUUUACUCCACUGGA